UUGUCAUAUAAUGGAUAGUUGUAUACCAAAAAGUGUGGUAUACUCCAAGGUGAUGCAACCCGAGCACUACCGCGUCUAUGCCCGGGAGUCACUGCGCACGUGGUGACAGGUACACUACUACUGUUUGCCGACUUGGAUACACACUGACGCACCUGACAGUGAGUGACUGUAAGUGCCUGUAUCAAAAGAAGACACGGUUGUAAAGAUGAGGGUCGGUGUUACUCUACUUGCGCUCCUGCUGUGGUGCAGUGCAUCAGUCGGUGUGGAGACAGGACGGUACCACAACACGGCAGAAAUGGAGUCGGCGUUACGAGCUGUGGCGGACGCCUGUCCUGACGUCACUCGGCUGUACAGUAUCGGCACCAGCGAGGAGGGAAGGGAACUGUGGGUCCUGGAGGUCAGCGACAACCCUGGCCGGCACGAACCAGGUGAACCGGAGUUCCGAUACAUAGGAAACAUGCAUGGGAACGAGGCGGCGGGGCGGGAACUCCUGCUGAACCUGGCAGACCACCUGUGCUCCCGGUACCGGGCUGGAGACUCCCGCGUCACUGGGCUUGUAGACGGGACUAGGAUUCACCUCAUACCUUCCCUUAACCCGGAUGGAUUCGAGAUGGCGGCUCAAUUGGGUCACCAGAGCUACAGGACCAGUUCUGCGCACGGAGACUACGGACGGUACAACACCCGAGGGGUGAACCUGUACAGGGACUUCCCCGUGUUGGGGAACGUUCUUUUCACCAACAGAAAUAACAACCACAAGGUGCAGAACAACCACCUCAGGAUACCUGAAUCAUAUUGGUUACGAAAGGUUGCAAACGAAACGAUGGCCUUCCUGAAAUGGGCGGAGUCUUACCCCUUCGUGCUGGGCGCCAAUCUGCACGGGGGCAGCCUCGUGGCGGUGUACCCGUUCGACCUGGGACAGAACCCGGCUGAUCUCUCCUCGUACUCCGCAACGGCAGACGAUGAGUUGUACCGCCACCUAGCGGGGACGUACGCCAGGGCACACCCCGACAUGGCGAGGUGCGGGGCCCGGGUGACAUGUGACAACCUCAACACUACCUGCAACGGAGGAAUCAAAAAUGGCGCCAACUGGUUUUCAGUGCCUGGAUCCGUGUUAGACUACAGCUACCUGGGUACCAACGCGUUAGAGGUGGCGCUGGAGCUGGGGUGUGACAAGUUCCCUGCUCCUGAGGAGCUCCCUCGGCUGUGGGACGACAACAGGGAGCCGCUACUGGCCUACAUGGAACAGGUCCACAUCGGCAUUAAAGGUUUCGUGCGGAACAACAAGGGGCAUGCCAUGCCUGGAGCCACCAUCUCUGUACAGGGGAUACAGCAUGACAUUACAACCGCUGAAGACGGCGACUACUGGCGGCUCCUUGUCCCGGGGACAUACACAGUCACCGCCUACUGGGACCGUUAUGAGGACACCAAAAUCUGCCAGGUCAACGCAGACGGACCUGCUACAACCUGCGACUUCACCCUCCACACAGAUCUCACUUCCGACAUCCACUCCUUCCAGAAAAAUAACAUACCGCAUGUUGAGGCAUCAAAAUCUGGUGUCACAGUACAGUACCAACCGUGUGCUGUUAUAGCAGCGUAUGUGAUUACUUCAACGGUCACAAUUCUAUACACGAUUCUGGGACAGUAAAUGUUGGAAUAUUAGAAUGAUUAAUAUCGUCCCAUGGCAUCGUCAAGUUGGAAAUCUUUCCGUGGAAGAUAUAAUGAUAAUUCACUAUGCACUGCAAAAAUAUAUAUAUUUCUUACUGCUGAGUAUUUAUAUUUUCUUUAAUAAAUCUAUUAUGCACAUUCAAUGCAAAUAUACGUUUUACCGACAUAACCGGAUCAUGCAUGCAGUUCCUUGCUACAUUUAUCGCAAGCACAUAGAACAGAAAAGAAUACUGUAAAAUGCACGAUGAGAAGUGCUACGUAGCAGUGUCGAACUUGCUGCAAGGGAUAUUUUAACUGAGUGCUGACGGUAGUAAUAGAUGUCUAUUCGUUUGAAAUGUACAGAAAUGUACUGUAAUACGUCGAUUUUAACUCUUUAGUAUUCAUUGUUGUACGUAUUGUGGUAGACUAAAUUUAUGGCAUGCAGGUUUUACCUUUGUUUUGCGGAUUUUUUUAUGCUUUGCUUAUCUAGAUCAGCUCUUGAUGGGGCAAGAUUGUUUUGAAAUAAAGAAAUGUGUGGAGCUUAAAA
Branchiostoma belcheri (Belcher's lancelet) is the source of this 2191-nucleotide messenger RNA. RefSeq names its product carboxypeptidase E-like. Gene Ontology annotation, biological process: proteolysis. Bases 206 to 1645 code for a protein of 479 amino acids. Gene Ontology annotation, molecular function: zinc ion binding; metallocarboxypeptidase activity. NCBI's taxonomy places the organism in Eukaryota, Metazoa, Chordata, Leptocardii, Amphioxiformes, Branchiostomatidae. The transcript is spliced from 9 exons. The record is from RefSeq and is a predicted model, not a curated record.